Messenger RNA from Solanum dulcamara, 666 nucleotides. Its product is annotated as glutaredoxin-C9-like. The transcript has a single exon. Lineage: Eukaryota; Viridiplantae; Streptophyta; Magnoliopsida; Solanales; Solanaceae. The record is from RefSeq and is a predicted model, not a curated record. Bases 65 to 514 code for a protein of 149 amino acids.
UAGUCAUUCCUAGGAAAAAUAAAAAUAUCAUAGCUACAAAAUUUCUUUCUUUCAUUCAUUCACUAUGCAAGAAGCACUUCCAUACAAAUCAUGGAAUUUUAUUCCAACAAAUCCCACAACUCUAAACAAAUCUUCAUCUCUAAUAAAUCAAAUCAAUUACUCAAAAGGGAAUUUUAAAAAAAUGGUAACGGAGAAUGCCGUUAUAGUUUUUAGACGACGUGGCUGUUGUAUGAGCCACGUCAUCAAAUGUUUACUUCAAUGUCUAGGAGCGAACCCCUUUAUGUACGACAUUGAAGAAAAAUACGAAAAUGAAGCGAUAGUGGAGCUUGAGGAUAUCGGUAAAAUUGUCGGCCGUGGUGAUCGGGAAGAUGACCGGAGUUUGUCGUUGCCGUUGCCGUUGCCGGCGGUGUUUAUCGGAGGAGAGUUGUUUGGAGGAUUGGAUCGGAUUAUGGCAGCUCAUAUUAGUGGUGAAUUGUGUCCUGUUUUGAAAAAUGCAGGGGCCUUGUGGCUUUGAAUAUUUUAAUAUAUUUUGUAAUAAUUUAAUUAAUUAUUACUAUUACAUUUUUAUUUUAUUUUUAAUGAAAAGAUUGCAUAUCAUGAUAUAUUUUCAUGAGUUGCGAUCGACACCUGAUGAGUUAACUUGAAUUACAAUAUUAUUACUUUCUC